GUAUACUUCUGGGAUGGAAGAAGGUAUGGAGCACAGGUUUCAAGACAGGAUUUAGAAGAUAUGAUCAUGGAUGAACCGAUAGCAAGCAAUUGCAUCAAAUGUUAUGGAAUUCUCUUGACUGAUCAGCUGUUGGAGAAAGAAUCACAAGGCUUGGAUGUACCAACUUUUAUGAAUCCCUUAUGCUGGAAAAUUUGACGGUGUAUUAUGUACAUCUGUACCUCUGCGAACCACUGUUCCAGAAUCUGGCAAGAUCCAACUAUAUAUUCUUCCCAAUCUCACACACUACAAAAAAAAAUUACAUUGGCUUCACUACUUUGCGUCAGCAAGCAGUUGCCGUCGCCAAUAGUUGCCUAUUUGCAUCGGCAAAAUUGGGCCGUCGCGAAGAUAUGGGAGGUCUGCCACCACGUUAAUGUGCCGUGGUAAUAGCUGUCGCAAAACAAUGAUCUAUGCUUCGGUAAAACUUUGCCGAUGCAAAGUAUUUUGUAAAUUGCUACUGCACGGAGGUGCCGUCGCGUUAAUACUUAUUUUGAGAAGCCUACUUAUUCGAUUAGAAAAACGGCCUCGACCAAUCGUUAAUUGAGGUUAGAAGUUGCUUGGAUUUUGGUCAAAUUAAAAACCCAAGCUUGAGCCCUUCGAUCUCUCUCUUCGUCAAACCCUAAAAUUUCAUUCCCAGAUGCCAAGUUUUCUGCCAGUCUAGUCCCUAUCGAAUCUAUGCCUUAUUUCCAGGUCUCCACAAAGAUGGCUUUGGAACCCUAUUCAUUUGGAUCGUACGAAAUCAACAACAGGGAAGUGUUUUAUGACACUAAUCUAUCGUAUGCCUUGGUUAAUUUGCGCUCUGUCGUUUCUGGUAUCGUCUUACUCUCUUACAGUUAUUAGAAAUUUAGAAUGUAGAAAUAAGUAUAAAAGUUGCAAACUUGAUGACCAAUUUCCCACUUUUCUCUGCAUGUCAAAUCCUUUUGUUUUUGGUUUGAAUUGAAAUGGUGUUUUGGGUUCAGUCAAGACAUUGUUUUGCUUAUGAAAGUUGGAAAAUUUCUUUCUUCUAGUGACUUUUGGUUGCUUGUAAAGAAUGGUAUAUAUGUGUUGAACUACUUGAUUGACUGGAUUUCAUUUUUGAGUAUGCAUAUCCAUUAUAGAAGAAAAGGGUUCCUCACUAUGCUUGAAUUUGGGUUUCUUUUGACACUGGAUAGUAAGCAAAUAAUGGCUGGUAGUUCCAAUACUGAAGCACAUACUGGGUGGACCAUGUUGAACAUUCUACAUGUGUGUACAUCUACCCUCUGGUGGGUCACUAAGAAUCCGAACCAGCUACGAGGAAUUCAAGUCAUGAAUGGCGUCGUUGCUUUGGUGGUUGUUGUAAUAUGUUUGGAGGUUAGAGCUGUUUUCCAUUCAUUUGGGGAAUACAUUCAGGUGCCUCCGCAUUUGAAUUACCUUUUGGUGACAACAACAAUGCUUGGAGGUGCAGCUGGAGCUGGUGCCUAUGCGCUGGGUAUGAUAUCUGAUGCCUUCAGCUGCCUGGCUUUCACUGCUUUGGCUAUUGUAGUUAGUGCUGCUGGAGCUAUCAUUGUAGGAUUUCCUGUUUUGUUCCUUCCACUGCCUUCAGUUGCUGGCUUCUAUUUGGCUCGCUUUUUUACAAAGAAGAGUGUUCCAUCCUACUUUGCUUUUGUUGUGCUUGGGAGCCUGAUGGUUACAUGGUUUGAAAUGCACAAUUUCUGGGAUCUAAAUAUUUGGAUGGCAGGCAUGUCCCUGAAAUCCUUCUGCAAACUUGUUAUUUUGAAUGUUGUCUUGGCCUUGACUAUUCCUGGUCUAGCUCUACUUCCUUCGAAGCUCCACUUUUUGAUAGAGAUUGGUUUAGUCACUCAAGCAUUGCUCUUAUGUCACAUUGAGAACCGAUUUUUUAAUUACUCUGGGAUAUAUUAUUAUGGAUUUGAGGAUGAUGUAAUGUAUCCAAGCUACAUGGUUCUCGUGACAACAUUUGUGGGUUUAGCUUUGGUGAGAAGACUAUCUGCGGAUCAUCGAAUUGGUGCGAAGGUAGUUUGGAUUUUGACAUGUCAUUAUUCUGCAAAGAUGGGUAUGCUAGUGAUUUCAUCAAAGUUGGUUGUCUGGAUGUUAGCUGUUCUGUUGUUGGCUGUAACGCCACCAUUGCUUCUCUACAAGGAUAAGUCAAGGACAGCCUCAAAGAUGCAAACCUGGCAAGGUUAUACACACACAGGUGUGGUUUCCUUAUCAGUUUGGUUUUGUCGUGAAACAAUCUUUGAAGCCUUGCAAAGGUGGAAUGGAAGAGCUCCCUCUGAUGGCCUACUCUUGGGCUUCUGUAUUGUCUUGAUGGGCUUGGCUUGUGUCCCUAUUGUGGCUCUCCACUUCUCUCAUGUCUUGCUUUCGAUUUUCUCAAUGGAUACGUGAAGAUUUCUGUUAUAGGAGGCUUGCAACAACACUAUAGCAAUUGGUAUGUGAAAUAGAUCGAAGACGAGCCCUGCAAAGUUUAUCUUGAAAUUGAGGAAGAAAAUUAUUUUGUAUUAUCUUGUAAACUCUUGUAUAAGAGCUUUAUUCCUCUUGUAACAUUCAUGAGAAAAUUGAAAUAUAACAUUCCCUUUUCAAUA
Messenger RNA from Rosa chinensis, 2594 nucleotides. RefSeq lists its product as uncharacterized. The coding region runs from base 1015 to 2397 and encodes 460 amino acids. Lineage: Eukaryota; Viridiplantae; Streptophyta; Magnoliopsida; Rosales; Rosaceae. The record is from RefSeq and is a predicted model, not a curated record. The transcript has 7 exons.